UUUUGAAGGCCAAGCUCUCCUGCCUACAGCAGAUCAGUUGUGUUGCUAACAACAGUGAGCCCAAAGCGACGCAGGACUCCCACCACUCAGUUCAGGACUUUUUCGUGUCUCUCGGGUGUCCACGGCACCGACAACAACCCGGACUAACAAAACACGCCGUGAACAAGCUAGCAGCCGCCUUUACCCGCCUCAUGGACUUGUGAGCCCGCUGUGUGCGAGUUGCUAAGCUAACAGCUAAGCUAACAUGGCCGCCAACCCACCCGGACCAGGCUUCCAGAACAAGACCCGGGUGGCCAUCCUGGCGGAGCUGGACAAGGAGAAGCGGCGGCUGCUGCAGAGCCAGUCCAUGAACAGUCCCGGAGCCAACAUCCCUCUGUCGUCCAGACCCAGCCUGAAGGAGGUGAGGGACAGCGCCGAGCAGCAGCACAUCGCCGCCCAGCAGAAGGCCGCCCUGCAGCACGCCCACGUCCACUCGUCCGGCUUCUUCAUCACCCAGGACUCGUCGUUUGGGAACCUCAUCCUCCCGGUGCUGCCCCGGCUGGAGCCCGAGCUUUGACUCUGAAGGACGGACUCAAAUACAGACACUGAUAGCAGCUCACAAACUGUUGUUCUGGUUUAAUGUGCUCUUGUCUUGUAAUUAGACGCUUAUUUAGACAUCAAACACUCAGACUGACUGAAUAAAACAUGACAUUUGGA
Molecule: messenger RNA, 696 nt
Organism: Stegastes partitus (bicolor damselfish)
Lineage: Eukaryota; Metazoa; Chordata; Actinopteri; Pomacentridae
Product: SOSS complex subunit C-like
Exons: 1
Coding region: 245-556 (103 amino acids)
Biological process (GO): DNA repair
Cellular component (GO): nucleus; nucleoplasm; SOSS complex
Source: RefSeq, a predicted model, not a curated record